AUGUUUAGAAAGAAAAAGAGCAAGCGGGAAAGACCUGAAUUUCCUCACGACCUUAAUGCUCUAGGUUAUAAGAUCGAUGAUGAAGAGCAACGAUUAAGAACGAUAAACGGCGAACUGUACGUAUUCGAAGUAAAGGAUAGAGCAUAUAAUGAAGCUCUAUACGACAAAUUAGUCGAGCUCGUGAGCGAAUACGUGGAAGAGCAACUGCGAUCAAAGUAUAACAUGGUCAAGAUGAUCCUACCGAUCGGAACGUCGGAAGAAGCCGUGCAUACUAAAAUAUACGUCAGCUCAGAUUACCUGACCAAAGAGAGCAUGAUCGUAUUCAUACCAGGACUUUCCAACAAAUUUGGAAUAUGGGCUAAACGAUCUAUGACGGAACACGGUGUCAAAGACGGAUCUGUGCUUUCAUACACCGAGCGCGCGAUGAAUAUGGGGUUUUCUGUCGUCGUUACUAAUCCCAACGAGAUAUACUGGCAUAAGAAUAAACCAACGGCAACUAAAACUCCUUAUGUCACGGUUCCAGAAAAUGAUUCGCCAGAAGUCCACGUUGAUUACGUAUUUCGGCACUUUGUAAUCCCCUCAGCUGCCCAGAAUAUAUUCGUCGUUGCAAACAGUUACGGUGGUUAUAGUUUUGUAGAGGUCAUGCAGAAGCAUUUCUCGGAAUUAAAAGACAGAGUAAAAGCGGUAGACUUUACCUCGAGCACCCACUCGAUCGAUGCGGUUAAAUCAUAUAAAGUCAAGAAUUGGAUUCGAGAGCAUUGUAGAAACUGGGUUGUGUCUGAUAAGAAACUCGGUGAAGAGGUGAUCGACCCACGCUUUGGAUGCGUUAAUUACUCAGGCGGAGACGAUUUAAUAGAAUAUCUCCUCAGAACUUGCGAAUCCGAGACCUUCUCUUACUUCCAUCAAAGGCUUACAGCCCCUUCACCUUCAUCAGACAGUUAUGUCGAGCCUGAGGAUAUUUCGGAAACGGAGCUGUUACGAGAGGCAGAAGCUAUAUUACAACAGGGUGGAGUGGAGAUUCAAAGUUGGGCGGCGCAUGUCGACGAAGACGGUUGGGGUGAAGAACCUAAAAUUCAAAACGGAGCACAAGUGGCGACUGGACAACCUUUAGAUACCGUUAAAGUAAGAAUGCAAGUGUAUCCACAUCGAUAUAAAAAUCCAUUCGACUGCAUUGUGAGAACCGUUCGAGAAGAGAGCAUUUUCGCCUUAUAUAAAGGUAUGGCGAGUCCAUUAAUUGGGAUAGGAGCAGUGAAUGCUUUACUGUUUGCCGCGUACUCAAAGUUUAAACAGAUUCAGAAUCCCUUCAACGACGAGCUGGAGAUCUGGCAGAUUGCACUCGCUGGCGCAGGAGCGGGAGCGGUCAAUUCAGUCUUGGCGUCACCUGUUGAACUUUUAAAAGUGCGUCUUCAAGCGCAAUAUACUCCUCUGUCCGCUUCGGCUCCACCGACACUGAAACAAUACAAAGGUCCGGUCGAACUCGCAUCGCACUUGGUCUCAACCCAUGGUAUUCGCCAUGGUCUAUUUCGUGGAUUUUGGGCAACUUUUUUGCGAGAAAUUCCGGCUUAUGCCGGAUUUUAUGCCGGAUUCGAGUACAUGAAGAGGGAGUUUGGAGGAAGUCAUGGGAAAGAAUUGGGAGUUGGACAGUUAAUGGCUGCUGGGGCCGUUGGUGGUGUGUGUUAUUGGCUGAGCUGUUAUCCAUUGGACGUCGUUAAGAGUAUGGUACAGGGUAGCGAAAAACCUCUAGAGAGAUUCUAUGUUUUAAAGACUUUGAGAUCAAUUUAUCGUCAAGACGGUCUACGUGGAUUUAUGAGAGGAAUUUCACCUACGAUCGUGAGAACUAUCCCUGCUGCAGGAGCUACGUUUACCGUCUAUGAAUUUUCGAUGAGAGCUCUGAAUAAAAUGUGA
This is a messenger RNA of Paraglomus occultum, 1905 nucleotides long. Lineage: Eukaryota; Fungi; Glomeromycota; Glomeromycetes; Paraglomerales; Paraglomeraceae. The record is from the annotation of a GenBank genome assembly.